Messenger RNA from Mizuhopecten yessoensis (Yesso scallop), 1523 nucleotides. RefSeq names its product transmembrane protein 218-like. Lineage: Eukaryota; Metazoa; Mollusca; Bivalvia; Pectinida; Pectinidae. Bases 55 to 405 code for a protein of 116 amino acids. The transcript has 3 exons. The record is from RefSeq and is a predicted model, not a curated record.
UGGGUCAGCCAUAUUUGUUGACAUUGGAAGCGGGGAACCGACUCUGCAUGAAAAAUGGUCCUCGUCGCAGGGGUUGGAAUAGGCGUGAUGGUGCUUGGCAUCGUCUGGGGCCUCGCAUUGCUUCUCUGUUUAUCCAUGUCACGAGCUCAAGGAGCUGCAUCAAACCUUGGCAUUGUGACAGUCCUUUUGGCGUUGCUCCUGACAGUUAUUCUUGUGGUGUUACCAAGGGAACCGCUUACAGCAUCUGCGGAAGAAUCUGUUGUGGUAUAUGAUUAUUCGAUUAUCUACCGGUCGUUACUAAUCGCUGGAUGUGGCCUCUUCCUGUUAAUUGGACUGGUUGCCUACCUAACAACCCACGUCAUGGAGCCACACUACGCAAAACCACUCCGCCGGCUACGCACAUAGAGGUCAAGGUCAUCAUGAAGAGGGCAAGGUUAUAGUCAGCAAGGUGCUUAGAAGCAUAUGUCAAGGUUAAAGUGAGGAGCUCCUAAUAACAGAAAGGACAUUUCAAGUGAUUGGAACUUAGAAAUAGGUUUCUGUGAUAUUUUAUAGAAAGUUUGCUUGAACGUAUGUACCUGUGAUAAUAUGGACAGAGUAAAGUUUUGUUCAUAGAAAAGUGUUCCAAAACUUGAAUAGGGUCGAGAAAGUUCCCGCAAUUCUCAUUUCUUUGAAGAUGUGGGAGGUAAACUUGACCAUAGGCACUUGACCAUGACUAGAAUAUAGUAUAGUACAGCAUGAUGAGAGUCUUAACAGGCCAGUAGUAAGGUGUGGUCAUCGUAUGGUCAAGUGUGAUAACUGGACAGGAUAUAAGAGUUGUCUCACCGGUCAGUAACAUUUUAACAACAUAUUCAUCACUGACCAAGGUUACUGUUAAUAUGUACAGUACAGUGGGACAGGGAUCCUUCAGCUCAGUGAAAUACAGGUGACUAAUUGUUAAUGAGAUUGGAAUCUAUGGAUUUCAAAGAUAAUAUUCCUGAAGACAACAAUGACUGGAAAUUUCUUCACAUCUGCUUACAUUUAGGUGUCAAGUUGGACCCUGUGAUUGAAGGAAUAAUUCUACAACCACACAUCGCUCUGUGUAACCUAUCUCUAUACCAACAUGAACUGAUAACAUGUAUUUUUAUAUUGAAAGAGAGAUCUGUUCAGAAGAAUGUCAUGUCUUGAUCACUAGAUUUCAAUUUUAAUCGUCUUUGUAGUGCUACACAAGUUUUUAAGUCCAUAUUUUACAUUGUUUUUUUUAAUUUAUUUUUCAAUAGUCGUGAUGUGUUAUUAUGCAAAGAAAGAAAACAUUAAACUCAUUAUGUAUGGCUGACACUAGGGUAUUAUUGUAUGGUUGUAAAGCGUAUGUCAGUAAGAUGGAUUUUGUAUGAUUGUUUUGUCUGGAGUAUGAAUGAUUAUGUAGAAAUGUUGAAAUAUUUUAUAUAUAUCGUAACUAUCUGGAAAUAAGCCCACAAACUUAUUUUAUAAGUUAAAUAUAGUACAUGAAAAGAAAUAUUUAUAUAAAUAUUAUGAUAUAAUAAAAA